This is a messenger RNA of Nicotiana tabacum (common tobacco), 2560 nucleotides long. RefSeq names its product BTB/POZ domain and ankyrin repeat-containing protein NPR1. Gene Ontology annotation, biological process: regulation of salicylic acid mediated signaling pathway; defense response to fungus; systemic acquired resistance, salicylic acid mediated signaling pathway. The record is from RefSeq and is a predicted model, not a curated record. Gene Ontology annotation, cellular component: nucleus. Gene Ontology annotation, molecular function: protein binding. Lineage: Eukaryota; Viridiplantae; Streptophyta; Magnoliopsida; Solanales; Solanaceae.
GAUACAUGCACCAGACCACUCACUAUUGUUCCUCUUUCCAUAUCUCUGUUAUUCUUUUCAGUUUCACUCUCUUUUUAUAGUAGUUUCCAUCUGGGAAUUCCUUUUCAUUUUCAUUUUCAUUUCCCUUUUUUUCAACUUAAAUCAUUACUAGUACUUGAUAUUCAGUCACAGCAAUCACUUCUUGACUACUAUUUGGGGUUAAGCAAGACUAGACUACAAAUUACAAUACAAAUUUGGGUGUGAGAUUUUGGGCUAAGAUCAUGCAACGUUGACGCGUUGACUUUAGCAAUUUUUUCAGAUUCCUGAAGAUAUAUUAUGCUUUUUCUUCAGGUGGACUGGUUCUUUUGGAUUCAAGGAUUUGGAGUCUGAAAUCAAUAAAUGUUUGAUCAUGGCCGGGCUUAUUAGUGAUAUUUUUCCUCUCUCAGGGAUGAAUUUUUGCUAGUAAAUUACCAAGAUUAAGUUGGACUAAAUGGAGAGCGGCAACGAGCUUUCGUCAUCCUUGAGUUUUGCUUCGUCUUCUUAUGUAUCAAACGGUUGCAGUAGCCCCCAAGAACCAGGGCCAAAUCUUGAUCUUUUGACUAAUCUAAGUGGUAAUCUUGAGAAGCUCCUGCUUAAUCCUGAAUAUGACUACAGCGAUGCAGAAAUAGUUGUUGAGGGGAUUAGUGUUGGUGUUAAUCGCUGUAUUUUGGCUGCACGAAGCCAGUUUUUCCACGAAAAGUUGAAGAAGCACAAUGAGAAUACCUCAAAAGAUGAAAAGCCCAAGUAUUUGCUGAAGGAUUUGGUGCCUUUUGCCUCAAUUGGAUAUGAAGUAUUCUUGGUUUUCCUGAAUUAUUUGUAUACUGGAAAGAUUAAGCCUUCUCCUCCAGAAGUUUCGACUUGUGUUGAUAAUGUGUGUGCUCAUGAUGCUUGUCGCCCUGCCAUUAAUUAUUUCGUGGAACUAAUGUAUGCUUCAUCCACCUUUCAAAUCAACGAACUCGCUAUGGUCGUAGAGCGUCGUCUUGUCAACUUCGUCGAUAAGGCUAGUCCGGAGGAUGUGAUUCCUAUACUUUUAGUUGCCUUUCACUGCUCGUCUAAUCAACUUCUUGAGCACUGCAUCCAGAGAGUGGCACGAUCCGAUCUAGACAAUGCUACUCUUGAGAAAGAACUCCGUCAUGAAGUUUUGACUGACAUAAAAACAAGGCGCCUCAAGUCUCGACAAGAACUUGAACAGGAUUCAAUAGAAGUGGACUCCUUAAGUGAAAAAAGAAUUAGGAGGAUUCUGAAGGCUCUGGAAUCCGAUGACAUUGAAUUACUUAAGUUACUUCUUGAAGAGUCUAAUGUCACUUUAGACGAUGCUUGUGCUCUUCAUUAUGCAGCUGCUUAUUGUAACUCCAAGGUUGUGAAUGAGGUCCUCGAGCUGGAUUUAGCUGAUGUCAAUCUUCAGAACUCCCGAGGAUAUAACGUCCUUCACGUUGCUGCUAGAAGAAAGGAGCCAUCAAUAAUAAUGGGACUACUUGAAAAAGGAGCAUCUUUCUUGAAUACUACACGGGAUGGAAACACAGCACUAUCUAUCUGUCGGAGAUUGACUCGGCCAAAGGAUUAUAAUGAGCCAACAAAGCAAGGGAAAGAAACUAAUAAGGACCGCAUAUGCAUUGAUAUUUUGGAGAGAGAGACGAAUAGGAAUCCUAUGGUUGGGAUCAUGUCUUCGUCGUCAUUGGUGUUGGCUGAUGAAUUACUCAUGAGGUUGCUUUUAUUUGAAAAUAGAGUGGCAUUGGCGCGAAUGUUAUAUCCUCAUGAAGCCAAGCUGGCUAUGGAAAAAGCACAUGCUCAUUUGACGCUGGAGUUUACUGGAAUUUCAGCAACAAAUGGCUUAUCUAGAAAUCUGAGAGGGGUUGACUUGAAUGAAUUACCAUCUGAGCAAGUGAAAAGACUCCAAGAACGGCUGUGCGCACUGCAAAAAACAGUGGAUACAGGUCGACGUUUCUUCCCUAAUUGCUCCGAGGUUUUAGAUAGAUUACUAGAGGACGACAUGCUAGAUUCCUUAACGUUAGAAAGAGGCACCGCUGAGGAACAAAGAUUAAAGAAGAUGCGAUACACAGAACUCAAGGAUGACGUUAUGAAGGCAUUCAACAAAGACAAAGCUGAAAAGUAUUGGGAAGGCUUCUCUGCAUCUUCCUCCUCUUCAUCGUCCCCAAAGACUAGCGUUAGCCACAAGAUUAGGAAGAAGUAGUUCCUCUCCUUAGCUACAUCGCUAGCCUUGAACACCGGUCAUGAGCUUUACAUGAUGGAGCUCCAUAUACUAUAGUACUGAUCUGCUUGUUCUUCCUGUUGUUGGUUUUUACUUUUGUUAGCUUGUUUGUAGAUAAGAAAUUGUAUAAGUAACAUCUGCAUACAAUUUAGGUAAUCACAUUGUAGUAACGUAUAUAGGGGAGGGGAUUGAUUGUGGGGGUGGGGGCAAGAGGAAUAAAAGUAGGUAAAGGAAUGAUUUUUGUUUCUUGUUUUCCUAUGUUACAUAUUGUGAAUUGGCAAAUUGUUUAGUUUAUGGUGAUAUAUACUAAAAAGAGAUCUUUAGUUUAGAGCA